AUGGGUGACUUCUGCCGAUUUGUGGACUGGAGGUUUGUCCACAGGGCCAGGCUUAACCUGGUGCCGCAGAAUGGGUCGUUCUCAUGGAGGACUGGUAACCGCCGCUGUAGACGAUGCGGGCACACAAUAGAAAGCCUCGCUUACGUCGUCAACCAUUGCAUGCAGUAUACCAGCCUUUACAUGGCGAGACACAAUGCGUUGGUGGCCAGACUAAAGAAGGUGGCCGAGAGGAAAUUCACAGUGAUCUCCGAGAACCAAGUGAUUGGCCCCCAGUGCCUCAGACUAGACUUGGUCCUGAGGAGAGGGAAUGCCACCCUCAUCAUCGACGCCACGGUCCCGUUCGACAACCGGCUGAAGGCCUUCAGGGACUCAGUGGACGAGAAGCUGUCAAAGUACGAGGAGCUGAGGAAGGAGAUUGCUGCAGACGUCUCCAGUGAAGUUUCGAUUGACCCCUUCAUCGUCGGCUCCCUCGGUUCCUGGGACCCGGCCAAUGAUGCGCUGGCGAAGCAGCUUACGCCAAGCUGCUGA
Myzus persicae (green peach aphid) is the source of this 528-nucleotide messenger RNA. RefSeq lists its product as uncharacterized. The transcript has a single exon. The coding region runs from base 1 to 528 and encodes 175 amino acids. The record is from RefSeq and is a predicted model, not a curated record. Lineage: Eukaryota; Metazoa; Arthropoda; Insecta; Hemiptera; Aphididae.